Messenger RNA from Aspergillus campestris IBT 28561, 1734 nucleotides. Its product is annotated as homeobox domain-containing protein. Gene Ontology annotation, molecular function: RNA polymerase II cis-regulatory region sequence-specific DNA binding; DNA-binding transcription factor activity, RNA polymerase II-specific. The record is from RefSeq and is a predicted model, not a curated record. NCBI's taxonomy places the organism in Eukaryota, Fungi, Ascomycota, Eurotiomycetes, Eurotiales, Aspergillaceae. The coding region runs from base 1 to 1734 and encodes 577 amino acids. The transcript is spliced from 3 exons. Gene Ontology annotation, biological process: cell differentiation; regulation of transcription by RNA polymerase II.
AUGUCUUCGAUAGACACCCCGGAUCCGUCGAUCAUGUCGGCCUCGUCCGCCCCUACGGCGCCCACCACGGCCUCCCCGUCGUCGGCUGCCACCACCCCCUCGCCCUCCGUCUCCAACGCCUCCAUGCCGGGCCAGUCCUCGGCCCGUCGUCCCCAGCGCAAGAGCACCCUGACCCAGCAGCAGAAGAACAAUAAGCGCCAGCGCGCCACCCAGGAUCAGCUCGUCACCCUCGAGCUGGAAUUCAACAAGAACCCCACCCCCACCGCCGCCACCCGCGAGCGCAUCGCCCAGGAUAUCAACAUGACGGAGCGAUCCGUCCAGAUUUGGUUCCAAAAUCGACGCGCCAAGAUCAAGAUGCUCGCCAAGAAGAGUAUCGAAACCGGAGAAGGUUGCGACUCCAUCCCCGAAUCCAUGCGCCAGUACCUCGCCAUGCAGUUCGACCCCAGCAAGCCCGGCGCCCGCGACCCCUUUGGCCGCGCCGGCAGCUACGGCGGCCACGGCGCCUUUCCCAACGAGCCCACCCCGUCCGGCAAGGUUGUGAUCCACCAUUUCACCUGCCGCUCCCUGACGGUGGGCAGCUGGCGCCGCAUCGGCCAGAACGCCAUGGACCUCGUCGUUUUUUACUCCCCCGAGAAGGCCUGCAUGACCUACUACAUCAACAACGACUCCGCCGGCUACAAGAUCGAGUACCCCUUUGCAUACAUCAAGAACAUCACCCUCGAGUCGGGCGACCAGGCCCCGCAGCCCAACGGCGCCCCCCGCGACCCGCCGGGUUGCCAGAUUCUCGUCCACCAUCUUGGCGGUCACCCCAAGGUGCUCAGCGUCCAGCUCGCCAAGCUGGUCUCGCUCGAGUCCUUCCAGAACCGGUUGGCCUACAACCAGUUCGCCAUUCCCGGUCCCAUGUCCCCGCCCUUCAUUCAGCGGCCGGCUUCCCAGCCGAACCAGUUCGCGCAGCCCCAGUUCCUCGGGGUUUUCCCGGAGCACUCCGCCGGCCUCCACAUGCCCGCGCGCGGCCACAAGCGCCAGCGCAGUCGGUCCGUGCCCGUGGCCGUCGACUUCGCGGCCAUGCAGCCGCCUAUGGGUGCCUACCCUAUGACCCAGACGCACGCGCCCUACCACCACGCCGACUCGGGCAUCUUUGCGCCGGUGCCGCAGUCGGCCGCCGGACUGCCCGCCAACCUGCGGAUCGACACCUCCGCCCCGUACGGCUUCGAUCCUCGGGGUCACCACCACCAUCCCAUGUCGGCGACCACCGCCACCGCGUCCCCGUCCGAUUUCGCCAGCCCCUCCCUGUUCAGCACGGGCCCGCCGGGCGAGUCGACGCCAGUCGCCGCGACCAUGGGCACGCCCUUCACCCUGCCGUUCCACGCCCCGGCGGUCGAGUCGACCGUGCCCACCCACGCCGCGUCGCCCUACUCCUCCGUCAGCCACGGUGAUCCCCUGAUCGCCGACCAGUCGCCGCCGCUGUCCAACCUGUCUCACGCGUCGCAGGACAUGUACCUGGGGAGCGAGCACCAGUCCACCUUUUCCGACGACGGUAUGUCCCUGGGCGGCAUGUUCCCCAAGCCGACUGUGAAUUUGGGGGGUGCCAACAUGGGCCUCGAGGGACACCACCACCACCACCUGGAGCUGCCCAUGCAGAGCCUGUCCAGCCACUCGUCGCCGGGUGUGCCGGAUUACCAGGGCAUGACCGGGCUGGAGCACGUGGAUCACAAUUCGAUGGGGGGUUCCUGA